Molecule: messenger RNA, 681 nt
Organism: Trypanosoma grayi
Lineage: Eukaryota; Euglenozoa; Kinetoplastea; Trypanosomatida; Trypanosomatidae
Exons: 1
Coding region: 1-681 (226 amino acids)
Cellular component (GO): mitochondrion
Source: RefSeq, a predicted model, not a curated record
AUGACGGAGUACCUGAAGGACCUCGGCAGGACAAAGCCCGGUGACCCGAUGCCACCCAUCAAUCUCGGCCCGUACGACAACCCGCUGCUGUGGAAUGUGCUUGACCCGUUCGGCGCGGAUCGCGGCCACCAGCGCCGCCCGAUGUCUGUCUCACGCAACUUCAUGGAGCUGCACAAUGUUCCUAUCAUUUUCCGUGACCAAUGCGUCCACCGCUGGGUUCCGUUUCACCGCUGCAUCAAAAACUUGAAACCGGUGACGUGGGGAACGGUCAACUGCCACGAGUUUGAGGAGGCGUGGAUGGUGUGCCGUGCGUAUGAAACGUACCGAAACCAGUUAUUGAAGACAAAAUUCAUGGAACUGACAAAGGACUACACAGCCGAAGACAAAAAGUUUUUUCCUAGUUUGCUCUACAUGGGUGUCCCGACGUACAUGAAUUCGUUUUACUGGACCAUGGCAGCGUCGCAACGGCUUAGCGGGUGGGAUGAAAAGGAUCCAGCGAACCCUAUGAUGUGGCGCGAGCCCAACCGAGCCCUCAUGCGAUCGGAGUUUUCUCCUACCAAUUGGGAAAAGAGCACCAUGACGAACGCAACCGGUCAUAAACUUAUUCCCGACGAAAUUGUGUAUGAUAUGGUGCCAGGGUUCCCACUACCGGAAGACAAGCGACCUCAAUUGGUUGCAUAG